This is a messenger RNA of Apodemus sylvaticus (European woodmouse), 3570 nucleotides long. It is a transcript of the gene Cep76, whose product is annotated as centrosomal protein 76. Lineage: Eukaryota; Metazoa; Chordata; Mammalia; Rodentia; Muridae. The transcript is spliced from 12 exons. Bases 145 to 2124 code for a protein of 659 amino acids. The record is from RefSeq and is a predicted model, not a curated record.
GGUUCCCGCCCUGCCAGUCUGACGCGGCCGCUGCGCUUUGUGCUCCGCCUGCCACUGAUGCUGCGCGGCCCGGACGACGGGCUCCGCCGCCGCUGCUGCACCGUGUGAGGUGGAGAGUAGCGGCCGUGAGGCGCCAGCGCCGGCAUGUCGCUGCCUCCGGAGAAAGCCUCGGAGCUGAAGCAGCUCAUCCACCAGCAGCUGAGCAAGAUGGAUGUCCAUGGCAGAAUAAGAGAAAUUCUUGCAGAGACUAUACGAGAAGAAUUAGCACCUGAUCAACAACAUUUAUCAACAGAAGAUCUGAUCAAAGCUCUCAGACGUCGAGGAAUCAUCGAUGAUGUAAUGAAAGAACUUAAUUUUGUAACUGAUAGUGUUGAUCAAGAACUCCCUUCUUCUCCAAAGCAAACCGUUGGUUUUGAUAAACAGUCAACAUUAAAAAAAACUAAUAUUGAUCCAACACGGAGGUAUCUUUACCUUCAGGUUUUGGGUGGAAAAGCUUUCUUGGAACAUCUGCAAGAACCUGAGCCUUUGCCGGGACAAAUCUGUUCAACUUUCACUUUGUGUUUACAUUAUCGGAACCAACGUUUUCGCUCAAAACCUGUACCCUGCGCUUGCGAGCCAGACUUCCAUGAUGGCUUUUUGCUUGAAGUUCACAGAGAAAAUUUAGGUGAUGGAACUAGAAUGGCUGAUUCAACAACAAUGUUAUCAAUAAGUGAUCCAAUUCACAUGGUACUAAUCAAAACAGACAUAUUUGGUGAGACCACUUUAGUUGCAUCCUAUUUUCUGGAGUGGAGAUCAGUUUUGGGCUCAGAAAAUGGAGUGACCAGUCUGACUGUGGAGCUCAUGGGUGUAGGUACAGAAUCAAAAGUUUCCGUGGGAAUUUUAAAUAUAAAACUUGAAAUGUACCCCCCACUCAGCCAGACACUGUCUCAGGAAGUAGUGAACACACAGCUUGCCUUGGAACGUCAGAAAACUGCCGAGAAAGAGCGAUUGUUUCUAGUUUAUGCUAAGCAGUGGUGGAGAGAGUAUUUACAAAUUCGACCCUCACACAAUUCACGGCUGGUCAAGAUUUUUGCCCAGGAUGAGAAUGGGAUAAAUAGACCUGUCUGUUCCUAUGUCAAGCCACUUCGAGCUGGGCGACUUCUGGAUACUCCGAGGCAAGCAGCUCGAUUUGUUAAUGUCCUUGGUUAUGAACGAGCCCCUGUUAUUGGAGGAGGUGGCAAGCAGGAACAGUGGUGCACUCUGCUGGCUUUUCUCUGUAGAAACAAGGGUGAUUGUGAAGACCAUGCUAACCUGUUGUGCAGCCUCCUUCUUGGAUAUGGACUGGAGGCCUUUGUCUGUGUUGGAACUAAGGCCAAGGGCGCUCCUCAUGCCUGGGUUAUGACCUGUGGGACUGAUGGGACCAUCAUGUUUUGGGAGAGUUUAACAGGGCACAGGUACAUCCACAAGCCUACUAAUCCUGAUGGACCUCCACUUGCUGAACAGCCUAAACCGCUGUACCCCUAUCGAACAAUCGGUUGUGUUUUCAAUCAUCAGAUGUUCCUGGGAAACUGUCAACCCUCGGAUGCAGUAGAGACCUGCAUAUUUGAUUUGAAUGAUGAGUCCAAGUGGAAACCCAUGAGUGAAGAAGCAAUUAAGUCUGUGUGCGCUCCAGGUGCUACUACAUCCCUCCCUCCCUUCCCACCUCUGUGCGCAUCCACGAUUGACGCCUCAGUCACAAGCAAUGAAAUUGAAAUGCAGCUAAGGCUUCUGGUGUCCGAACACAGAAAGGACCUUGGCCUCACUACUGUUUGGGAAGACCAGCUCUCCUAUCUUUUAUCACCAGCUUUGGCUUCAUAUGAAUUUGAACGAACAACAAGCAUCUCUGCAGGCAAUGAAGAAUUUCAAGAUGCCAUAAGGAGGGCUGUGCCUGACGGGCACACAUUUAAAGGGUUCCCCAUACAUUUUGUGUAUAGAAAUGCAAGGCGUGCAUUUGCCACUUGUCUUCGGUCUCCUUUUUGUGAAGAAAUAAUCUGUUGUCGUGGAGACCAGGUGCGACUGGCAGUUCGUGUUCGAGUGUUUACCUACCCUGAAUCUGCAUGUGCUGUUUGGAUCAUGUUUGCUUGUAAAUAUCGCUCAGUAUUAUAGGACUAACAUUUCCUAAGAAUUAUUCCUGUGUUUUAUUAGAAUUGUAUGAAUAGCUGUAUGAAGGUUUCUUAACUUAAAAUCAGCCUUUAGGAUGUCGUUUUAUAUAGAUCUGACUGGCAAUGUUUUAAAAUAUCAUGUAUGUACUUAAAAAUUAAGGAUAAAAAUUUGUAUUGAAUUUAGUAUGAAUUAAGUGUAUAAUAAUAAAUGAUACUUUGAGGGACUCAGUAGUUUAAAUGUGAAUGUAAGAUCUGUUACUUUACAUUAGUAAGUAAGUAAAGAGAUUUGUCUACUGGUUUAAGCCAUAGUUAAAUCAAAAUGAUCAUUAUUUUUCAUAAAGGAAAGAUUAUUUUACACGAAUUAGGAGAAAUUAACCUUAAUAGUUUAUUUAUUACAUAGAUAAAAAUAUAUUUUGCUAAAUUAUCAUUUUUGUGUGAUACUAGGGAUAUAGGAGGCUUUACAGAAGUGUAAGUAAAGACUUUGAUGUAAGAAUAGAAAAAAGCUAGGUAUGAUGGCACACACUUUUAAUUCCACAAUGGGCCAGCCUGGUCUACAUAGCAAAUUUCAGGCCAGUCAGGGCUAUACAGUGAGAACCAUCACAAACAACAACAAAAGGAAUGUAAUAACCAAAAAGCAUAAAUGUUAAUAACUGAUCUCACAUGAAUAUGCUGUAUGUGAAUAAUUUAUGGAUAUUAUUUAAAUUAAUCGAGCACUUUAGAAAAUACUUAUUACAUUUCAUUGUUUAUAAUGCUGGUUGUUCUUUAUUUUUUGUUGUGAUUAAAAACAUCAGCCUAUUGCCAGGCUAUGAUGGUGCACACUUUUAAUUCCAGCACUAGGGAGGCAGAAACAGGUGGAUCUCUGUGAGUUCGAGGGUAGCCUGGUCUACAGAGCUAGUUCCAAGACAGCCAGGGCUAUACAGAGAAACCCAGUCUCAAAAAACAAACAAAAAUCCCAAUUGAAAAAAAACAGAUCAGCUUGUAUGUGACUCAUGUCAUUGAAAAAAUCAUAAGAGGCCAUUGAGAAAGCAUGUGAGUUCAUAUUUAUUUUAAACUGAGCAAAUUUAAAUGUUUUAUUUUAAAAGCAAGCAAAGGUAAGCAUUAAAAACUAAAGUAAUUCAACUUUCUAUAAGUAACUGAUGAUGAGUAUUUUGACUGUCCAUUCUGCGUUUCUGUGCAGAGGGUUGUUUUGUUUUGUUUUGUUUUGGUGAUACUAGCAAUACUACAUGCUGGGCAAACACUACCACUGAGCUACACCCACAGUGUGUCAACUAUGUGGCCCUGGCUGGCCCAGAACUCACAGAAGUUUGCUUGCAUCUGUGUGCAGUUUCUUAGUUCAGUUGCCUUAUCCAUUGGUCUUCUUAAGAAAUAAGUGUAUGCCAGUCCACUAUCCACAUUAUUUAUUCUUUUCAUUACUUGCUGUUGCAAAUAAAAUGGUUUAUUUAUUUAUUUA